CUAUCCCACUAACGUUACCGUCAGACGCCACAAGUCUAGCAGUACCGUCCUCAGCGCAGUCUGCUUCAGCACCUUGCCUGCCUGGCUGCCUGCAAUGCCCUUGGAUACUGCCGUCCCUCUCAUCGCUACACAAUUUACAUUAUUCUGAACGAGAGAAUAAUAGCUGGAAAAUACUUCAGGACAGGACGAGGGAUACUGGAUUUAUAUUACCGUGUGACGGCGUUCAGUGUCUUUAUUUCUGUGAGCCUGUAUGGGGCGAAUGGAGAGGAGGGUGCAUCGAUAAUUGAGGGAGCAGAGCAGGACUUGCUGCCUGCUGCAGAAAACCUGACAGCUCGGUGGAUUUGGAUUUGUUGCUGGGACCAGCAGUCGGGCGCGGGGUUGCGCGUCAUAUCAAAGGAUUUCUCCAGACGGAGCGCUUCUACUUUUUGAAACCUGAGUUCUAAAAAACCGUCUUGCAUGGAUACAACAUCAUGGCUACGUUUGUAUGCAGGGUACAGUUCUUAGAUGAUACUGAUCCAUUCAACAGCACCAAUUUUCCUGAGCCGACCAGACCGCCUCAGUACACUUUCAGGGAAGAUAUCCCCCUUAUCAAUCAGAUUGCUGGAGUCCACAGGCUUCUCAAAGCCCCACACAAGCUUGAUGACUGUGCCCUCCAGCUCUCCCAAAAUGGGAGCUACCUGGACUUGGAGUCUACCCUGGCAGAACAGAGAGAUGAACUGGAGGGCUUUCAGGAGGGAGGAAGAGGCAAGAAGCACAGCAUCAUCCUCCGGACACAGUUAUCUGUCAGAGUUCACGCUUGUAUCGAGAAACUCUACAACUCAAAUGGACGAGAGCUGAGGAGAGCCCUGUUUUCCCUCAAGCAGAUCUUUCAGGAUGACAAGGACCUGGUCCAUGAGUUUGUGGUGUCUGAAGGACUGACAUGUCUAAUCAAGGUUGGAGCUGAAGCAGACCAGAACUACCAGAAUUACAUCCUCAGGGCUCUGGGACAGAUCAUGCUGUAUGUGGAUGGAAUGAACGGCCUCAUAAGUCACAACGAAACCGUCCAAUGGCUUUACACACUCGUUGGAUCCAAGUUCCGUCUGGUAGUGAAGACAGCUCUGAAACUGUUACUGGUGUUUGUGGAGUACACUGAACCCAACACUGCCCUGCUCAUCCAUGCUGUCAACACCGUGGACACCAAGAGAGGCUGUAAGCUGUGGUCCAAUGCCAUGGAGAUUCUGGAGGAGAAGGAUGGGGUGGACACAGAGCUGCUGGUGUAUGCCAUGACCCUCAUCAACAAGACUCUAGCGGGCCUGCCUGACCAGGACUCAUUCUAUGACGUGGUGGACUGUUUGGAGGAGCAGGGCAUGGAGGCCAUGUCUCAGAGACACCGUAGCAGGAAGGGAACAGACCUGGACCUCAUGGAGCAGUUUAACAUUUACGAGACUGCUCUGCGCCACGAGGACGGGGACGACGAGAGCCAGCCGCCUACCGUGGGUCGGAAGAACCGGCGGCGUGCCAGCGUGGGGGGCACCAACGACCGGCGAGGCCUGGAGAGGAGACGAAGCCGGAGACACUCCCUCCAGAACGGGAGAGGCCUCACCUCGGCCCCCGCUUCCCCCAGCAGCCCUCACUCUCACGGGGGACACAACGGUAGCUUCCUGCCCUUCGGAGGCCAGGGCAUCGACGACGUCAGCGAGAGAGAGGAGGAAGAGGAUGAGGAGGAAGAGGAGGAGGAGGAAGAUGAUGAGAGUCAUGAUAUCACAGAGACCACUAGAAAGGGCUUCCACAGCAGCCAAACAGCUGUAUUGUAUACAUCUAGAGCACCCGUUAGUGCUGGAAGCCGACACAUAGGCCACGUCAUGGUGCUCCCUGGCAGGUCCCAGGGUGUAGCCAGCGCCCCCACCACCCCUGUACACCGCUCCCAGGGUGUAGCCAGCGCCCCCACCACCCCUGUACACCGCACCUUUGCCACCUCAGGGGCCCCACAGCUGGACUCCAAGCCUGACAGACCUUCUCUGGGGAGCUUGUUGUCCUCCUCCUACAGACAACACCAGGAGUCUCUGACUGCAGAGAGAGAGAGGAGGAGACAAGAGAGGGAGGAACGACUGCAGAAAAUCGAGAGGGAGGAGAGGACCCGCUUCAAUCGGGAUUACAUGGACAAGAGGGAAGAGACAAGACAGGCCAGAGAAGAGAGAUAUAAGUGCGUUGAGAGGCUUGCAGCAGAGGAGUAUGAGAAAGAGAGAGAGCGCGCGAGAGCGCCACCUAGGGGGCGCACAGAGAUCACCCUGAGCCUGAGCCCCACCCCCUCCAGUCGCUCCGCCUCCCCCCGCUGUGCCACGCCCUCCUCCAUCGCCUCUCUGGAAGACGCUGGCACCAUUCCAUCCCAGACACACCAGACGCAGGGAAGUGAAGUAGACGUAGAGCCAAGCCGUGACCUUCAGACUAGAACUACAAGUCCAGCGCCAGAGUUAAUAGUAUCAGGACCUUCUCCAGAACCCACAGAGUCCCCCUCCCAAACCCCCUCAGCGCCAGGCGAGGAGCAGGCAGAGACAGAGACGCAGGCAGAGACAGAGACGCAGACAGAGAAGCAGGAAGUAGCUGAAGUUGAGCCCAAGCAGGAAGUACUAGAGCUAGUGGAGUUAGUGGUAGAUGAACAGACACAGGGUAAAGAGCAGGAAGAAAGUGAGGAGGAGGAGGAGGGUAAGGAGGAAGAGAGACAGCCAGGGAAUGAGGUGGAGGGAGAAGAGAAGGUAGAAGAGGAGGUAGAGGGAGAAGAGGUGGGGAUAGAAGAUGUAGAAGUGGUAGAGAUGGAGGAGGAGGGAGAGAGGGAGCAGGCUGCGUCGGAGGAGAGGGAGGUGGAGGAGAGACUGGUCCUCCUCAGUGAGAAGGAGAGGCAGAACGAGGAAGUGAAUGAGAAGGACAACUGUUCUGCCUCCAGUAUCUCCUCAGCCAGUAGCACUCUGGAGAGAGAGGAGAGGGAGGAGAAAGUCAACAACAACCAUGAACCAGGCCAGUGCAUUAAGGAGGAAGACGUGAACGGGCAGUGCAGCAAGAUCCUCAACAGCAAGCGCUUCAUGCUGGACAUGCUCUAUGCCCAGAACAAGACCACUGCUGACGAGGGACGAAGAGAAGGCGGGAGAGACGGAACAGACGGAGAAAUGCAAAGAGGGGAUGGAGACGUCAUCACUGGAGGGUCAGGACGGGUCGUCGGUGGCCAGCCUAGCCAUCGUAUCUCUACACUUGAGGCCAGCAGGCAGGCCUGCGAGGAGAACGUCAAGAAGAUGGAGGUGCAACACCUGGAGAACCAGGGGAGCGUCAGGGCCGUGGCCGAGAAAUUUGGAGACCUUGUUAAAAGCCUUGUGUCGCCUCACGAGCUGGAGGCAUUGGAGAAGCAGCAGGGGCAGCUUCAACCUGAUAAAGACAAAGCUCCUCUGGCCCUGUCCUCCUCUCCCCUACCUCCGAAGAAGGAGUCAGAUUAUAUCUGGGACCAGCUGAUGGCAGCCCCCAGGGAGCUGCGAAUUAAAGAGAUGGACUUUACAGACCUGGCAGACGAGGAUGAUCUGGACAUCCUAGACGUGGACAGUGUGCUGAUGGGCUCCAGUGACUUGAUGAUCCCUCCCCCUCCUCCCUGUCUCUCCGCCCCUGCCCCCUCCCCUCCCCUGGGCCUGUUUGGCUGCCCCCCGCCCCCUCCUGUCCCUGGCAUGAUGCCCCCUCCCCCGCCCUUCAUGCCCCCCGGACCCGCCCAGCCCUACCCGGGGUCCCCCCAGCUGAGCCGAGGGACAGGGGAGCCCCCUCUGUUCCAGAAGAAGAAGAAGACUAUCCGUCUUUUCUGGAACGAGGUAAGGCCAAUGGACGGCCAGUACAGGAACCACAAGCGUUGUAGAGAGUCUCUCUGGUCCAAACUGGAGCCGGUCAAAGUGGACACGUCCAAGCUGGAACACCUGUUUGAAACAAAGUCCAAGGAGCUGCCUGUUACCAAGAAAACAGCAGUGGAUGGGAAACGACAAGAGAUUAUUGUCCUGGACUCCAAACGAAGCAAUGCCAUCAACAUCGGGCUGACCGUCCUCCCCCCUCCCCGCACCAUCAAGACAGCCAUCCUCAACUUUGACGAGUACGCUUUGAACAAGGAGGGGAUCGAGAAAAUCCUGACGAUGAUCCCAACGGAGGAGGAGAAGCAGAGGAUCCAGGAUGCUCAGCUGGUGAACCCUGACGUCCCCCUGGGAUCAGCAGAGCAGUUCCUCCUCACCCUGUCCUCCAUCACGGAGCUGUCCGCCCGGCUGCAGCUCUGGGCCUUCAAGAUGGACUACGAGGUCACGGAGAAGGAAGUGGCAGAGCCUCUGCAGGACCUUAAGGAAGGGAUGGACCAACUGGAGAAGAACAAGACGCUGCGUUACAUCCUGUCCACGCUGCUGGCUAUAGGCAACUUCCUUAACGGAUCCAACGCGAAGGGCUUUGAGCUGGGUUACCUGGAGAAGGUUCCGGAGGUAAAGGACACGGUUCAUAAGCAGUCUCUACUGCACCAUGCCUGUUCCAUAGUGGUGGAGAAGUUUCCAGACAGCUCAGACCUGUACUCUGAGAUAGGAGCCAUCACCCGCUCGGCUAAGGUGGACUUCGACCAGCUCCAAGACAACCUGAGCCAGAUGGAGCGACGCUGCAAAGCAUCAUGGGACCACCUCAAGGUCAUCGCCAAGCACGAGAUGAAGCCUGCGCUCAAACAGAAGAUGUCCGACUUCCUAAAGGACUGUGCAGAGAGAAUCAUCAUCUUGAAGAUAGUCCAUCGGAGAAUUAUCAACCGGUUCCAUGCCUUCCUGUUGUUCCUGGGCCAUCCAGCGUACGCUGUGCGGGAGGUCAGCAUCCACCGCUUCAGUAAGAUCCUCAGUGAGUUUGCCCUGGAGUACCGGACCACGCGGGAACGCGUCCUGCAACAGAAACAGAAGAGGGCCAACCACAGAGAGAGGAACAAGACCAGAGGAAAGAUGAUCACAGAUAGUGAGGAUGAAGAGGAUGGUGAGGAUGGAAAGUUUGGCGGUAGCGCCCCAGGGAGUGUAAGCCAGGAGGGCGUGCUGACGCAGGGUCUGCAGUACGCAGAGGAUGCAGCGGAGCAUGAGAACAUGAAGGCAGUGCUGAAGAGCAGCUUGCAGGGCUGCAGUGACAGUGGAGCGUCCACCGUGCCAGGCCUACGUUCACGCACCAGAGCCAGCAGACCAGGCCGUGUGGGUCCUUGGGGCUCAUCAGUGAUUGAAGACCCACCUAAUUGCACAGAGACAGACGCUGCAGAUGAGAUCAUGGAGCGCAUCGUCAGGUCAGCCACUCAGGGGCCCAGGACACGGACAGAGCCUCGCGAGAGGAAGAGGUCCAGAGCCAACCGCAAGUCACUGAGAAGAACACUGAAAAGCGGUCUGACGCCAGAGGAGGCCAAUGCUUUGGGGUUGUCCAGUGGUUCAGAGAUGGCUGUGUGACAGGAAGAGAAGUAGAGCUGGAUCCGACAGCACACACAGACACCUUGGGAAAACCUCUUACCGCCCCGCCCUUCACUGACCCCUGACCUCUAACCCCUGCUCAUGCAGCCAGCCAGUCAACCGCUGCACCAUAGCUUAGCUUGGUCUUUCCCCUGGUUCAGCUUUAUGAUGACUGUAGCUCACUUUUCUGUCUGUGGUUUGUGCAGGUAGCUGUGACACAGUGUGCCACCUGGUUAAGAUGGUAGACAAUGUUCAGGAAGAGACCAUGAGGAAUAUGGUCCUCAUCCAGGAUAAUAGAUGGUUUUCAGUGGAACAAAGUGGUAUUGGUAUAGGGGCAGUUAAAGGGGUUCAGUGAUCCAGCUGACCCAGCUCCACACACACACACUCAGGUAAAGUUCAGCAUCCAAACCACUACACUAUGCUGCUGUGCCGACUUGAGUGUUUCUUAAUCGUGUUGUUCCAAUCAGUUGUUUCUCCUAACCUGAGGCUGAGGCCUAUGAGGAACAGCUCCCAUCCCAACUGUAAGUCUUAAUCACUUGAUGAAGCCCACAGUGACCACAUGACUAGCGGUGAAUCUCAGUUGUAUUUCCUUGAUUCCUCAUUACUUCUAUCCUCACCUGUCUAUACAAGGCAUUGGAGGACUAGAUCUGAGGUUCCUCCUCCCUAACCUUUUCCUCAAUUGAGAUUCACCCUAUGACUGAACGAUACAAACUGAGACUUACCUAACAAGAAGACCUUUAGCCUCAGGACUUCUAAAGGGAGGGACACGCGAGUGCUUGAAUCACUGUGGACAUGUGUCUGAACCAAAAUGGCCUCGGAGUUGAAUAGUAAAGAAGUUAGCAUUGAUGCUAAAGAAGUUAGCAUUGGUGUUAAAGACGUUAGCAUUGAUGCUAUCUAUCCCCACUUAUGAUGAGCAUGUGUGUUGGGCUUGGUGUCAGACAGUAUUUUUAGUUCGAACACUUUUUGUUUAUAUAAAAAAAAAAUGGCUGUGUCCACAGGCUGUUUUGUUCUACUAUACUACUGUGGUAGUUUUUUGGGUUUUAAAAUACUUUAAUGCGAGAGAAAAAGGUGCUCAGAGAAGGAAUAUUUGCACUGGAUGUAGAAGUUGGAUAUUUAAAGGAAAGGAAGGUGAAAUCCUUGACACACACUGAUGUACCAAUCAGAUAUCAGAUGAAUUAAAGAAUCCACCAGAUAGAACCAGUAAUGAAACAGUAGCACAAUUGAUUAUACGCUCUAAUUUCGGAGGAAAAGUAAACAGAUUCCUUGGACUUUUGCAAACUAAAAUGUUUCCAAUUUUGCGUGUUGUUGAUUCAGUUGGAUUUUAUACAGAUGGAACAAACUGGAAUUCCAAGAGGACACACCAUGAUGUGUUAAGAGGGAAGGUAUAAUUUACUACAUACAAUUCAAUUACUGGAUUCCACUUUUAAAAAACACAUAGCAUAUCAGAGUCAUCAACUUUGGUCAGAACAGUCUGUGAGCUGACAAGUGUACAGACAGGACGAUGCUACUGGGUCCAGACUGACGUCUGUCAAUCACGCGUAGCGAAUGUUACAGCUUUAGCCUAUAGGCCUACCUACAACAUACAUGUUCCAGCUUUAGCCUAUAGGCCUGCCUAGUACCUACAAUUACACACGUGUUGCAUGCAUGACACCAGUGUUACGCAAGCUGCUACUGUUGUUCGCUGCAAAGCCUUUCUUCUAUGGUUGAGACAUACUUAUUGUGGAGUGUUAGAACUGACAGGGAGAUAUAUUUACACUAGUUACAUUUACAUACUCUCUCUUUAAUCUCUGUGUCAAAGAGUUAGGCAACAUUUAAGAAUUUCUUUUUAAAAGUAAGAGAUUAAUAAUUGGUUAUUAUAGAAAAACGAUAUGAGCUUCAACUGAAUGAGUGCCUUUUAUAGACAAGUCUAUUUAUUCAGUAAUGUUCAGGGAGAUAUUUGUUACAGAAAAUGUUACUGUGUGUAAUGAAAGGACUUCCUCCUUAGCUCAAUUCAACAGCUGUGACUUCCUGUUUUCAUUCUUUCCUAGAUUAAUACAUUUCAGUACUAUGUUCCAUGGCUUUAUGUCUUGGAAACAGUUCUCCUCUUCCAUUUGAGCAUUGCAGUUUUAUUUUGAAUCACAACUAAACUAGGGUUAUAGCUGAUUGUCUAAUGACAAUAUUUCCAUUUUAGCAGUUUUGUCACAAAAAAUGUUCUACAAAAAGAUAUUAGUUGUUUCCAUUUGCCUUAAUGUAGAAUUAGGGCAUAUACUAUAUCUGAACUUUCCUACACUGUUGACUUUUAUUGAGGUGUAGUGGUUACAGUCAGCUAGCUAGCUAGUUUUUUUAAAGUGCAUAAUUCCAGUUUACAUUUGGAAUUGUGUAGAGAGUUGUAUGAUGAUUCUACACAGUCACAAACAUUCACUGUGAUGGAAACAGCCAUUGUCGACUAAACAUGAAAGAAUAUAUGCUUGCAGCAACACAAGCCACGCCACAACAUAACAGUCACACACCUAUAUGUCUUUCUCAUGGAGAACUUACAAUUUGGUAUGAAACUAUCCUGCACCUUAUACACCAUUUGUAGCAUGCAUCUUUUAUUGAGGAGAACCAGAACAUUAACAGAACGACAAACUAUAUUCUUUCAGCCUUUUUCUCAGAUGGUCAUUUUGAGUAUUGUAACUCUGAGUACAUGUAAAGUAAUAAUGGGGGAAGAAUGCUGUAAAAUGAUGUAAAUGUCACAACGAUGUGUUUUAUGUCUUUGACUUGUUGGUAUUUUGUAUAGAAUAGUGUAUUAUAGGUUAAACAAAGCAGUGUUAUUCUAUGGAAAUUGUAAUUUAAGUGAAACCAAGCCAAAAGAAAUAUCUACAGAUGUGGCGUGUCACGUUAUGUUAUGGAUAAAGGGACAUUCAUUUGGUUUGAUGCUCAGAGGCUUAGCAUUUGUUAUGUUUUAUUGUUUUUCCUCUGCACAUGACUUGAAACACAUUAGGAUAGACGGAGUGGUCGAUGUAACCACCUAGGGCUGGAUUCAAUCUGUAUCGCUGAAGUUCAGCGUUUUAGCGUGAUUGAAAAUGCUCCUGCAUUAGCAUAGACUGCAUUCAUGGUAAACACUGCAUAUGUCGGCUCAAUCUGAAAUGAAGCAAUUUGUAACGCUUCAGCCCCUAGUACUCCUAUGGAACCUUCAGCAGUCAAAGGCUGCACUCAGUAAAACAUUGCACUCAAUAAAACAUGGUGUGUAUCCCAAAUGGCACCAUAUAGUACACUACUUUUUACCAGGGCCCAUAGAGUCCAAAAGUAGUGCACUGUGUAGGGAAUAGGGUGCCAUUUGGGAUGCAAACCCAUGUUUUCUGUGAUUGGCUAUAUUAUCUCCUUCUCACCCACUGCUGAACUGUAAGUCAGUGUGGGACUUGGACACAUCCAGACUCUGUGAGCUUUUCUUGCGUCUUCGCCCCUCCAACAACAACUGUAUGUAUGAACAUCUUGCAAUAAAAGGUCUCUUAAGAAACA
Molecule: messenger RNA, 8921 nt
Organism: Salmo salar (Atlantic salmon)
Lineage: Eukaryota; Metazoa; Chordata; Actinopteri; Salmoniformes; Salmonidae
Source: RefSeq, a predicted model, not a curated record